Molecule: messenger RNA, 3696 nt
Organism: Myodes glareolus (Bank vole)
Lineage: Eukaryota; Metazoa; Chordata; Mammalia; Rodentia; Cricetidae
Gene: Akap19
Product: A-kinase anchoring protein 19
Molecular function (GO): protein kinase A regulatory subunit binding
Source: RefSeq, a predicted model, not a curated record
GGAUACCACCGGGUGAGGGCCGCGAACUCGCGAGUAGAGCGGGGAGGGUUGGCUUCAGGAGGUGGAGCCUGGGGGCACGGCCGCAGGACGCCCGCCCUCCGGGAGCGGCCACUAACUUGACCCAGCUGGCGUUCACGAGACAGCGGAGUCGCUGUCCCUGCAGCCCCGCCACGCUGCGUCCUUUCAGGCUGCGGCUCCCACCCUGACGCCAGCGCCUUCCCGGAGCAGCUCCUCGCUCGGGAGCCCCGGCUGCGGCCAGGGGCAUGAGGCUCGCCGAGCACCCACGCCGAGGCCAUGCAGACCCGCGAUGGCUGCACAGCUACGCCGCCCCUGUGUAGGGUGAACACAAGACCCGAGGAGUGCUGAAAGGGGCUGGAGGUUUCCAGAGUGGCCUGAGAGGAAGCCUGGUCCCCGCCGCGUCAACAACCCUGCGCCGUUUCCCAAAGGUGAUGUUGACGUCGUCUUAAUCAACACCGCUCGCCUUCAGUCUGCCGAAGCACUCCAGGAUGGGCUGCAUGAAGUCAAAGGAAGCAUUCCCCUUUCCGACCACAUUAGACAUCCACAAGCUACAUGAGAGCGAAGAAGCGUUCAUGCCCGAUGACAGCUGUCAAACCAGGACCCCUUCUCCUCCAGUUAGACCCCAAGUCCAAGAGGAAGUGAAGACCCUCCCGGAGCCCAGUCCCAUGGUCCUCGAGUUUGCAGAGCGUCUGGCCAAUGACAUCGUGCAGGAUGCGCUGCAGCAGUGGGUGUGUGAGAACAUCAAGUACUACAACAUCCCCUACAUCGAGAGCGAGGGCUCUGACACCGCCAUCGCCACCGGGUGAUGGCGUUCCGCUAGGCUCUGGAUGUAGUCGGUGCUAGUUUAAAUACACGAAAGAAGUUUCAAAACCCCACCUGGAUGUACAAUCGCGUCUAUGAUAUUAGUGUAGAGAUGCUUACGGUGACAUCCGAUUUUAGGCAGUUCCCUGUUAACAUCGAUGUGUAUCUGCUCGAGCUUGAAUUUGGGUCACAGGAAGGAGGGGCAGAGGGCUUGUGGCACCCAACAACCAGCUUAGCUGUCUGCCCAAGCAUGUUCUUCCUGAGGCAGUGAUGGCAUAUCACCAAAGAAAACACUGAAUAAAAAGUGCCCAAAUUUCAAAUGGUUAUUUUAAGGGAGCGACUUUAAAAUGACUAUUUCUGUUAAUAUAUACCAAAAGAAAAAGAAAAAGCCCAGACCAUGAAAAGGGGUUUCCUUAAAAUGUCUUGACAAAGAACUGAACUCCAGCCAUAGUGGCCCACAGCCUGUUUGUAUGCCAGGGACUGCCCACUUCCUGACACUGGAACUUAUAAUCAGAGAGUCAGCAGGAAAGGGGGCUGCCUCGGAUGCUCUUACUAGGAAGUUCAUUUAUAGGUGAGAAGGUUAACUGACGCCCUGGGUCUCAGGGUGAUCCCACUGCUUUGCCUGGAUGAUUUAAACUUCGCCUAUGACAGCCAUCUUUCAAGGAUAAUUUAUAGAAGCCAUGACAUUUAGUUUACAGUAUUGAAUUAAGAAGCUCUUUGACACACCUUUUAUCCACUAUGUCUUAAUGACAGAAGUCCAGUCUGCGAGGUGAAAAGCCAAGCCCAGGGUCAUGGCUAAGCGUGGGUAAAGCCUCUGGCAGUGCUGGUGAGGGUGCAGAGCCAGCAUACAGGGGGUUGCAAUCUUCUCCACUAGACAGCAGAACAGAACAUUCCUCCCCAAGGGAGCACCUAUGUGGGGUUUAGCAGUCACAGGGCGCUCUUAGCCACAGAUUAUAGAAAUGUUAUAAAUGAAGCAUUUAUAGUAUAUACAUUAGUAUAUACUGUUUUAUUUAUUUAAAGAACUCAACUAUAGAAAGCUCAUUAGUAACAGAAGCCAUGGGGCAAAGCCAGUGGAAGAAUGGAGCCGAGUGUCCAGGAUUGUCACCAAACUGUGCUAGACACCAAGUCUAACCAGAGUGAGAAUAGGCCCAGCCACACCAGCCCUUCAGCGAUACGGUUUAUCAGCAUCCUUGAAAUCCAAAACCACUGGAGAAAGGCUUUUGGUAUCGCGAAUGAGAUAAAUAGGUACUUGGCUUUGCCAAUAACGAGAAACAUUGCCUCUAGUUGUAAUAAUGUGCUGAAAUCCAAGCCAAAUGGAGUGAAUUCUCCAAGUUUUAGGAGCAAAGAGGCCGUUAAAACAGCCGUUUUUCGGUUUGCUUUCAGAUACCUGGCCAUUCUGCUAAUUUUACUAAGCCCUGGGAAGCGUAGUCCCCCUCCCCCCCCCCCAGCCGUCCCUCCCAGUGCGGAGCCCUUUCCUGAAGGACAGUCUCUAGUUCACAGAGCGGCAGUUUCCAGCGUCUGUGCUGAUGACUCAGGCCACGAGUUUCUCACUCAUCUGGUUUCUCAUAUGAGGUCACCUGUUGCAAGGUUUCCUGUUAUUCAAAAUAUACAAUUAAGUAUAUAGAAUAUGUAUGUUGGUCCUAGCAAGAAGACAUCAUCUACACAGAGAUAACAGCGAGUGGGUUGGGGUUACACGUGAGUACUUUAACUUCAGGUUUCUUCUUUGUUGACCCCUGCCCCCCAGGGUGGAGCAGAGGUGUCUGCCAGGUCACACCUAGCUAGAGGUCUGCUCCCUGCUGCCACCCCCUUUCAGCAAGUACGAACGGUUUUAUCGUGAAGCAAGCACUGUGCCCUCACCUAGCCAGGCUUUAAUGAUAUGGUAUCUUCUAAGAGACCUGUCUUUGUAAUACAUGAGAACUGCACAUCAGCCCAUGAACAAGGAACCACAAAGCUUCGUAGUAGGUGGAUAAACCAUGUGUGAGGAAGGAGUUGAGCACACUUUAUACCACACUGGAUAGUUGUCAGGACAGAGUUUGCCUUAGCGAGACCCCGCCGAUAAGAAAUCAGCCUUCUUUCACGCCUUCGCAUUAAACAUCUGAUCCUCAUUUGAAGUCUUUCAUUAAGGAGGAGAUAAGUGAGAAGGCGGCCCCAUAAGCAGAAAGAUGGCGUACUAGACGGGGCGUGCGGAGCAUCCAUGUAUGGGCGGAGGGAUGCUAUCAGCACAUGGUCGUGGAAGCAGAUCAGUGGAGGAAAUCAACGUGCCAAUCCGCAUUUACUAAGACUCUAAAUGCCACAAAGCGCUUCGCUGUUGUCUCUUUGGUACCGUCACCUUUUGGUAACGGGCCUUUGAUCUAGAACUCUCCCAUCUUAGAUGCCUUAUCAGUUCUUUGCAAACUACCUAGACUUACUAUCACUUAAAGCACAAUUUUCAAGGAGACACACAUGAUUGUCUAAGCCCAAAGGACUUUGUAUCAAAUGUCCCCUAGGCAUUAAAAUAAAUGCACAGAAAUGGCAAGCUAUACAUGUCCUGCUUGGUCCCCACUGGCACUGGUGGGAGGGGACAGAGUACACGUCUACACUUUAUUAUUUUAGAAAUCAGAAGCUAUACAUGGACACAUGAUGUCAAGAAACAGUAAUGUGUAUGUCAGUCUAUACACAUGUAGUAUCUGUGUGAAAUGACGCAGCCAGCCAUGUUUCCCCGCGGAGCCGGAUGUGCUAGCUCUAAAGAAUUCGCUGUCAUUUUAUCUACAAAACUCAUUUUGUUAGCAAAGUCCCUUCUGUAGGAGUUAACUCGGAAGUGAUGUAUUUUCCCAAGAAAAAUGUUGUGAAAAUGUUUUUUGUAAGUAUAAUAAAGUCCAAUUAAAUUAGCUAUCAGUA